AUGGUGCUGGUCUCAGUAUGUAUCAUAUUGCUGCUUGUGGUUUCAUUCUUGCAUUAUCGCGAAAGGCGUGCCGAUAAACACGAGCGACAGGCCCAGUCACAUCGA
Messenger RNA from Gongylonema pulchrum, 105 nucleotides. Lineage: Eukaryota; Metazoa; Nematoda; Chromadorea; Rhabditida; Gongylonematidae. The record is from the annotation of a GenBank genome assembly.